This is a messenger RNA of Cornus florida, 1884 nucleotides long. RefSeq names its product ACT domain-containing protein ACR10-like. The record is from RefSeq and is a predicted model, not a curated record. The transcript is spliced from 6 exons. Lineage: Eukaryota; Viridiplantae; Streptophyta; Magnoliopsida; Cornales; Cornaceae. The coding region runs from base 389 to 1627 and encodes 412 amino acids.
GCACCUAAGCACCAGUUAAUCACAAGAAUUAGCAGAGAAACGCAGAUCACCCCCUUGUCUCUCUCUCUAAUCUCUAUAUGUGUGUGUCUGUAUAUAUACAUAUAUAUGUCUUUUCUAUACACACAUGUCCGGUCAAUGAAAAACAGUUGAAUUUCUGUAUUGAGUAUGUAAAGGAGACACAGGAAAAUAAGAGAAACCCAAUUUCUCUCUCUAUAUUUCGACCACCUAUGCUUCGUCUUAGUUUGUACAGAGAGAACAGGCAGAGAAAAACAUUCUAGACGGAAAAAUAUAGAGAGAGAGAGAGAGUGAGAGCAAAGAGCAGUUGAAUCUUUGUCUUUGAAAAUUUCAGGGCAACAACACCACCAACCACAAGAAGAAGAAGAGAUCGAUGGGAAUUCUAAUAGACGACGUAGUGAUAAUCAGACAGUCUGAAAGAGAAGGAGAGCCAAGUGUGAUUACUGUCAAUUGCCCUGAUAAGACUGGCCUCGGUUGUGAUCUUUGCCGUCUCAUCCUUUUCUUUGGUUUGAGCAUUGCCAGAGUUGAUGUGUCUACCGAUGGGAAAUGGUGCUACAUAGUGUUCUGGGUGGUUGGGAAGCCGAGUACAAGAUGGGGUUUAUUGAAGAAGAGACUCUUAGGGGUAUGCCCUUCUUGUUCUUCAGCUUCUGGGAUCUCUUUUUACCGAUCCGAAUUGCAGCCGCCCAAGCCUCCUGAUGUGUUCCUCUUGAAGUUAUGUUGCCAUGACCGAAGAGGCCUAUUACAUGAUGUGACGGAGGUGCUAUACGAGCUUGAGCUCACUAUAAAGAGAGUGAAGGUAUCCACCACCCCAGAUGGGAAAGUGAUCGACCUGUUCUUCAUCACAGAUACCAGGGAACUUCUACAUACAAGAAAGAGGCAGGAGGAUACUUAUGACCAUUUAAAAUCUGUUAUGGGGGAUGCCAUGAUAAGUUGUGACAUAGAAAUGGUUGGUCCUGAAAUUACUGCAUGUUCACAAGGGCUUUCUUUUCUUCCUCCUGCAAUCACAGAAGACAAGUUUAACUUAGAGAUGCUUGAUGAACGGCAAAGUGAAAGGCUCACCUUCAACAGUGUAUCUAUCACAAUGGAUAACUCACUCAGUCCCGCUCACACGCUUGUCCAAAUUGUUUGUCAAGAUCACAAAGGUCUCCUUUACGAUAUAAUGAGAACUUUAAAAGAUUACAAUAUCCAGAUAUCUUAUGGGCGCUUCACGUCGAAAGAGAGAGGUAAUUGUGAGGUGGACUUGUUCAUUAUGCAAGCAGAUGGGAGGAAGAUUGUUGACUCUAGCAAGCAGGCUGCAUUACGCUCUCGUCUUCAAAUGGAACUAAUCCGUCCCUUAAGAGUAGCUUUGGAGAGCCGGGGACCUGAUAUAGAACUGCUGGUAGCCAACCCUGUGGAGUUAUCUGGCAAGGGUCGACCUCUCGUUUUUUAUGAUAUCACCCUUGCGCUCAAGAUUCUCAACACUAGCAUCUUUUCGGCUGAGAUUGGGAGGCACAUGAUUGGAGAUCGGGAAUGGGAAGUUUACAGAGUUUUACUUGAUGAGGGAGAUGGCUUGUCUAUGCCAAGGAACAUGAUUGCGGAAGCAGUUUGGAAGAUGUUAAUGGGUUGGGAAUAAUGAUGUAUCAAGAUAUUAUUCCUCCAGGAUUGCAAAGGCUCCUUCAACCUCUGUAUAGUAUACCUUUUCCCAGUUAUAUUUACUGGGUGUAAAUAUGGACAUAUAUUAUGAGAAGGUUGAGCUGUACCAAAUUUUAAUUUGCUACUUCUGUAAGACUAAUUCUGUAGUAUGAAAAUGAGAUAGAUAGUGGAUAGAAGGGGUGUGUAGCCCUCCUGGCAUUGUAAUAUUGUAUAUAUAAAAGCUGCAGUUAGAGGGAA